GACACAGAGUUCUGGGAUAAGAUGCAGGCAGAGUGGGAGGAGCUUGCUCGGAGGAACUGGUUGGAAGAGUCAGAGAGUCAGACCCAGGUCCCGCCCACUGUCUCACCUGUGGAGCAGGGUUCUAACUUCAGUCCCAAGAACCCGUACAGGGACCGGUCCGGUGUCUUCACUGAGGCUCAGCAGAAAGCUCGUCAGGGAGACCUGAACACCGCUGUCUUGCUGCUGGAGGCCGCCAUUUUACAGGACCCACAGGAUGCUGAGGCCUGGCAGCUGCUGGGAACGACUCAGGCUGAGAAUGAGAACGAAGAAGCUGCCAUCAUGUCUCUGCAGAGGUGCCUGGAGCUCCGUCCCAACAACCUGCCAGCCCUCAUGGCGCUCGCCGUUAGCUACACUAACAGCGGUGAGCAGCGUGAGGCCUGCGCCGCUCUGCACCACUGGAUCAGUCACAACCUGAGGUACAAACAUCUGGUCCAGAGGAGCAGGAGUUCCCCAGCCACGCCCCGCAGAGGCCACCUGUGCUCCACGUCAGCCAGUACAGAGCUGCAGGACAUCCUGCUGCUGUUCCAGGAAGCUGCUCUGCUGAAUGUGGACUGUGUGGAUCCAGACCUACAGACUGGACUGGGAGUCCUCUACAACUUGAGCUCAGACUUUGAUAAGGCGGUGGAGGCUUUCAGUGCCGCUCUGUCUGUAAGACCGCAGGACUACCUGCUGUGGAACCGUCUGGGAGCAACGCUGGCUAACGGGGACCGCAGUGAGGAGGCGGUGGAGGCGUAUACACGAGCGCUAGAUCUACAGCCCGGGUUCAUCCGGUCCAGAUACAACCUGGGAAUCAGCUGCAUCAACCUGGGAGCACACAGACUCCUGAUCCAGAACUCCUGAUCCAGAACUCCUGAUCCAGGACUUCUGAUCCAGAACUCCUGGUCUUGGACUCCUGAUCCAUAACUCCUGGUCCUGGACUCCUGAUCCAGGACUUCUGAUCCAGAACUCCUGAUCCAGGACUCCUGGUCCUGGACUCCUGAUCCAGAACUCCUGGUCCUGGACUCCUGAUCCAGAACUCCUGGUCCUGGACUCCUGAUGCAGGACUCCUGAUCCAGGACUUCUGAUCCAGAACUCCUGAUCCAGGACUCCUGGUCCUGGACUCCUGAUCCAGAACUCCUGGUCCUGGACUCCUGAUCCAGAACUCCUGGUCCAGGACUUCUGAUCCAGAACUCCUGGUCCAGAACUCCUGGUCCAGUCAUCAUUUGUUUUGUUGUCCCUCCACAGAUCCAGACUUCCCUGGACUCUGGUUAAGGAUUCUGGAUCAGCAGUUCUUUCAGAGUUCUUUGGUUCUGUUCGUCUUCAUGUUGAAGAAGCGGUUCUUGUAAGAACCUCCAGUUUCAGGGUUUCCAUAUCAGGAUUUGAUCAAACGGAUCCAGGUUCUAAAUCAAACCGGUUCCACUGAGUCAGUAUAUAUUAAAUAAAACCUGGUUCCAGUCCUGGUCCAGUAGAACCUCCUGUAGCAGCAGAACUCUUUCCAGUGKUGCUUCAGUUCAGCUCUCUGAAGGUCCAGCACAGGUUCAGGUUCUGGACUCUGACUGGACCCGUUCUGUUGUAGAUCAUGGACUGUAAAGGACCUUUGACCCCUCUCAGACUGAAGCAGUGUCUCAGAUCAUUGCUGAUUCUACUCUGGUAUUUAUUUAUUUAUUAUUGUAUUUACCCAUAURUAUGUAUUUAUUAAAAACAUUAGAUAUAAAACUAAUAUAUUUAACACUAAAUGACUGCAACAAAGAAAAUAUUAAAAACAAAGCACAUUUACAGAUUCUUACAGUUCUUAAAUAUUAAAUAAUUAAAAGUAAACUUCUCCAAUUAAACUGACAUAAUCUAUAAACUGAUUUAUUCACCAGUUAUUACAACCAGAGCUGCUUUUUAUUACACACAUUUAUAUAAAUGUAGAUGUUUGUCAGGCAGCAGAAAUGAAUUCUAUUAUUCUUCAUGUAAAUGUGUUUAAACCAGUUCAAAUAAAAUCAUAACCUUUAUCUAGUUUUAUUAUUUUCCUUCAGGUGAAGGAAGGACGUUACUGUGUGAUCUCAAAAUAUCUUCCAGAGAAAGUUCUCUGUUCUGAGGGUGAAAUGUUACCUGAACGCAUCAUAUCAGACCCUGAACGCAUCGUAUCAGACCCUGAACGCAUCGUAUCAGACCUGAACUCAUUGUAUCUGACCCUGAAUGCAUCGUAUCAUGAACGCAUCUUAUCUAACCCUGAACACAUCAUAUCAGGCCCUGAAUGCAUCAUAUCAGACUUGAACGCAUCUUAUCUGACCCUGAAUGCAUCAUGUUAAGAAAAGCCAGAAAAUAUAAAACAAUUAAUUUUUAGAUAAUGAAUUUUUUUUUUCUUUAAUGUUGGCGACUGAAGGUUGAAAAGCGGCUCCCCCUGCUGGAGCGCUGAGGUGAGACCUCCAGCUGCACAAACAGUAGAAGAAAUCACCUCCACACCAGAACCAGUUUCUGCCAGCAGGGGGCGUCAUUCAGCGUUCAGGCCUGUGAUUGGUUCAUUCAGAUGUAAGCUGAAACCUCUCGUUCUGUUUUAUUGUGAAAGUCCCGKAUAUUUCUUCUCUUCCUUGUCACUGACUCAAACUUUGUUUGCAUCAGGAAGGACUCAAAGCUCAGAGGUUAAAAAUUGACUCAGGGAAAUGUUUUUAACAUUAAGUUUUUAUUUCCUGUCAAACAGAACAGAACCGUUUCUGUCAUCAGGUCUUUUGGUUCUGACUCGGUUCUUCUGUCAGAUGAAAGAAAAUGAUCUGAUUGGUCGAUUUCCUGUUUUCAUGCUUCUGCUGUAAAUUGACGAUAAUCACAUGGAAAUAAACAGCUGAAACACA
Molecule: messenger RNA, 2852 nt
Organism: Austrofundulus limnaeus
Lineage: Eukaryota; Metazoa; Chordata; Actinopteri; Cyprinodontiformes; Rivulidae
Product: PEX5-related protein
Biological process (GO): protein import into peroxisome matrix, docking
Cellular component (GO): peroxisomal membrane; cytosol
Molecular function (GO): protein binding
Source: RefSeq, a predicted model, not a curated record